Molecule: messenger RNA, 1339 nt
Organism: Mercurialis annua (annual mercury)
Lineage: Eukaryota; Viridiplantae; Streptophyta; Magnoliopsida; Malpighiales; Euphorbiaceae
Product: ras-related protein RABC2a-like
Exons: 6
Coding region: 300-944 (214 amino acids)
Molecular function (GO): GTP binding; GTPase activity
Source: RefSeq, a predicted model, not a curated record
GGAUGUGUUAGGAGUGGAAGGUGAAGUAAGAGGCCUGCACCUGGCGCAUGCUGUAUUGUAUCUAUCGUAUACAAUCUUACCAAAUGGCCGUUUCAUAUAAUCAAACAAAACAUCUGUCUACCCCUUUGAAUUUUCAUAUUAUUUUACUACUUUUUCAACACAAAAACUUAUAUCACCCAUCAAACUCUCUUUUUUUCUGCUUUAAUUCUUGUUUCUUGGUGUGCACUCAAUGUUUUGUUGAGUUGAUAGGUGUUGUUUCUUGAUUUUUGUAUAGAAAUAUUAUAUGUAAAUCAAGAAGAAUGAAGGGUUAUCAUUCUAAUGGUAAUGGUAAUAAUAGUUAUGAUUAUUCUUUCAAGAUUUUGUUGAUUGGAGACUCUGGUGUUGGUAAAAGUAGUAUUCUUCUCAGUUUUAUCUCCAAUUCUGUUCAUCAUCUCUCCCCUACUAUUGGUGUGGAUUUCAAGAUCAAGAUGCUCAACGUGGGCGGGAAACGAUUGAAGCUCACUAUUUGGGAUACUGCUGGGCAGGAAAGAUUUGGAACAUUAAUCAGCUCUUACUACAGAGGGGCACAUGGAAUUAUCCUUGUUUAUGACGUGACUCGUCGAGAAACGUUCACAAAUUUGGUGGACAUAUGGGCGAAGGAAGUGGAGCUUUACUCUACUAAUCAAGAAUGCAUCAAAGUUCUAGUUGGAAAUAAAGUUGAUAAGGAUAGUGAAAGGGCUGUGAGUAAAGAAGAAGGAAUGGCUCUGGCGGCGAAACACAAUUGCUCAUUUCUUGAAUGUAGUGCUAAAACCAGAGCAAAUGUGCAACAGUGUUUUAAAGAUCUGACGUUAAAGAUUCUGGAGGUACCUAGUUUAUUGGAAAACGGAUCGGUAGUAGUCAAACAGCAAAUUUUAAAAGAUAAACAAAUAUACAAGGAACCUCGUCCCGGUGGUUGCUGCUCCUGAUCAAAAUGCCUAAACACCAAUGGAUAUCAGACGCCAAACAUCAAUUCUCUUGUGCAAUGUUCACACUCCGACAUUGUAAAUGAUACUAUGCUCUUCCCAAAGCACGAUUAUGGUAAUUUUGGAGCGGUUCCGUGAGCGGAGUCCUCCAUUUUGAUAUGGAGCUGUUGGAUGUAACUCUUUAUAGCCUUUCAAAGAAAUAGUUGUCUGUUACAGUUGAAUAGUCUUCAGGCAUGUAAAAAGGUGAUAGUGGUUUGUUUAUGUCAAAUGGUUAAAUACUUCUAUACCACUAGGAAUACAGAGAAAUAAAAAUCUGAUGUAUAAAGUAUAAACUUUGUUUGUCUCAAGUUUUAAUUUUACUCGCUAAAUCUAUCAGUUGUUGCUCUCCAUUGAGUGUA